AUGAAUAUGAAGAAAGAAGAAUUCAAAGAUGAUAAAGAAAAGAUGAUGGCAGCAGCAUCAUAUCUCCAAGAAGCAGCAUUUAACUGGUUUAACAUUUAUUUGCAAAACUACUAUAAGAAAGAAGAAGUUGACCAAGAUGAUAACAUGCUCAAAGUCAUUAACCAUUAUAAUAUCUUUAUUAAAACACUCAAAACUACUUUCAGAGAAGUUGAGGAAUGA
Messenger RNA from Uncinocarpus reesii 1704, 219 nucleotides. RefSeq lists its product as uncharacterized. NCBI's taxonomy places the organism in Eukaryota, Fungi, Ascomycota, Eurotiomycetes, Onygenales, Onygenaceae. The transcript has a single exon. The coding region runs from base 1 to 219 and encodes 72 amino acids. The record is from RefSeq and is a predicted model, not a curated record.